Messenger RNA from Dinoponera quadriceps, 6076 nucleotides. RefSeq names its product glypican-6 (gene dlp). NCBI's taxonomy places the organism in Eukaryota, Metazoa, Arthropoda, Insecta, Hymenoptera, Formicidae. The transcript has 8 exons. The record is from RefSeq and is a predicted model, not a curated record. Gene Ontology annotation, cellular component: cell surface; extracellular region; plasma membrane. Bases 299 to 2095 code for a protein of 598 amino acids. Gene Ontology annotation, biological process: regulation of signal transduction; regulation of protein localization to membrane; cell migration.
GACGGUUCUCGGGGUCCCUUUCGGUUCAGGCGGUUUCUCACGAUCGCUCUUCUACUAAGCGUCGUUGACUCGGCAUAUUUAUCGGGUCGCGACAAUUGAUCGCGUCAGGCGAAUAAAGAACGCGUGCGAGUCCCGAAUGCUGGUUCGCGAACGCGAGUGUCGUCGCGUCCGUUCUGUCGCCGGCAGCGAAAGUUCCUCGUGAAUAUAGUAUUCGAGAGAGUACACCGUCCGGGAGUGUGUUGUCCCCGACACGGAUUUCUUUUCGCCCUUUUUCGCUUAUUUCCACCUUGCGACGAAAAUGACGAGUGCCAUGACGAUGAUACUGUGGCUUGUUACCGUGACGAUUGUCUCGACGACGACAACAAACGCGACCGGCCUCAAGUGCGACAGUGUCAGAUCCUACUUCGAGAAUGAGGGAUUCCCGCUCAGCGAUAUCCCGAAGGAAGCGAUUUCAUCGAAGGAACUGAAGGUAUGCGGCAGCGCGAGCAGCGGCGGCGAGGUGUGCUGCUCGGCCGACAUGGAAUUGAGACUGCAGGCGCGAGCACGCGACAGUCACGAGAAGACCGCCAGAGAAACUCUCCACAAAUUGCACCAGAUCCUGACUGCGCGGGGAAACAAGUUCCACGUGCUUUUUAAGGAUCUGCUGGCGGGCAGCAAGCGAGGUUUUCACGACAUGUUCAAGAAGACCUACGGUAUCCUCUACGAGCAGAACGCCUAUGUCUUCACGGACUUCUUCCAGGAGUUGGAGAGUUAUUACGCGAAAGGGACGGUGGACCUUGACGAUUGCUUGGACAAUUUCUUCAACAUCCUCUAUCAGAAGAUGUUCAUCGUGCUCAACAGCCAAUACACGUUCGACAAUAAGUAUCUGGAAUGUGUGAGCGAUCAUAUGAAGGAGAUGAAACCGUUCGGCGACGUGCCGCCGAAAUUAAGCGUGCAGAUCAAACGAUCCUUCGUGGCCACGAGGGCUUUCAGUCAGGCUCUGACCGUCGCCGCGAACGUGUUGAAAAAUAUGCAAACGCUGAAACCGUCCGCGGAUUGUGCAGCUGCCCUGACCAAGAUGACAGCCUGUCCAUAUUGCAUCGGCAUACCGAACAACGUGCUGGCGUGCAGCGACAUGUGCACCAAUGUAAUGAAGGGUUGCUUGGCGCAGCACGCGGCACUCGACGCUGAAUGGAAUCACUUCGUCGACGCUGUGGACAAGAUCGCGGACCGACUGAUCGGGCCUUUCAACGUCGAGGUGCUGGUGCGGCCCAUCAACCUGAAGAUCUCCGAGGCGAUCAUGAACUUCCAGGAGAACAGCCAGGACGUGUCGCAGCGGGUGUUCACCGGCUGCGGCCGGCCGAUAUUGGGCAAACGCAGGCGCAGGGAUGACCACGAGUUGCAGCUGGAGACGUUGAACUUCGACCAGGACCCGGUGGUGACGGACGACCGCGCCCAGGACAAUGCCGUGCACAUGGACAAGGUGGUGAAAGAAAUACGUCAACGAGUGCGCGACUCCAAGCAGUUCUGGGUCUACCUGCCGUACCGAUUGUGCAACGACGGUGGCCUGGUGGUCCAGCCCACCAACACGAAGGAGUGCUGGAACGGCACGCACGUGGACAAGUACAGAUACCCGGUGGCUUCGGACGGCGAGUCUCAGAAGAACAACGCGGAGGUGCGCAGCGUGGGACCACGCUCGACGAUCGUCAGGGAUCAGCUCUACGCGCUCACCACCAUCACGAACAGGUUGAAGCUGGCGUUCAACGGCCAAGACGUCGAAUGGAUGGAUUCCGAGGAAACGUACUUCGGUUCGGGCAGCGGGUCAGGCGACGGUUCCUUCACGGACGACGAGGACGGCUUCAAGGAGAGUUCGGGGUACGGGCCGCCGGAGCCGGAGCCGCCGAAGCAGCAGCCGCCGCCGGUGGUGCACGAGGUCGAGACGCCGCCGCGGAUGAAGAUCGAGCCGAAGAACGUCGGCGCGAACAACGUGAACAACCAGACGAACGCGGAGAACGGCGCCAGCAGGCAGAAGAUGUCCCUGUCCAGGGCGCUGACGACGUACCUGCUGCCGAUAGUGAUGAUGUGGUUCGGCGGUUGCCUCACCGAAUGGCUGUGAUCGGGUGGAUCUCGGGACGAGCGUAGCACAGUGUAAAUAUUAGCCGGUUCGCGGAGACGCCGACCGACGGAGAAGGGGACUUUCGCUCGGGAAAGUCGCUACCGGCACGUGGGGAUCAGCCCGCGCGCCCGUGUGUUCGCUCAUCGUCGCGGGUCCGUCGCGGACGCGCGACGAGGACGCACAUAAGGACGCAGGUCGGAAGGAACGCUUGGCGAAGAUGAUGGACGCUUCCGCGUCCCCCUGAUCUUACGGACUUAUCGAAGCGCGGGUAUCCGAGCCGCCAGCGCCGUCGAAGACGAGGUCGAAGGCGAGCGCGAUUAACGGGAUCGUUGGCGGGACAAGGGAGACGGCACCGUCUCCCUCCUCCUCUCUCGGGCGAGGGGAACAAUGCGAGCGCGAGUGACCCGGUGGAGUAGCCUUUUGUCUCUCGGCAGGUAGGGGAGAGAGGAGCGCCUUUGAAGGUGGCCGGCUGUUGUCCGCUAUUCGGUUUUAUUAUCGUCGCCGAGCAGGCUGGGAUUAACAGGAUCUCCGAUGUCUCCCUCUCUCCUCCUUCUCUUGGCUCGUCGGCGGGCACGCCUCCGACUCCCCGGUCACUCGAGAUCGCUCUCUUUCUCUUGCCCUCGCCACCGUGAUGCCGCGAAAAUGCCUCUCGUCCAGCGUAAGACGCGUGCACUGUUUCGAACCCGCGGAGAAUUUCGAUCGCGACGGGGACGGACGAACGAGAUCGUCGUCCCGCCUUUUCCCCCGAGGAGGCUCUCCGGGUUCAACUUGUUGCGCCGUUUAACGACGUCUCCGAAUUUUAGAGGGCCACAUCGCGCGACGUUUAUCAGACUCUUACUGCCAACUGUGGGAAAAAAUGGAAGAAAAGGCGAAAAAAAAAAAGAAAGGAAGAGUAGACUUGUAAAUUAUAUCACGGCGAUGGGGUAACCACAUUCCAGUUGGAUCGUGUCUUUCCUCCUAAUCUUAGAUUAACUCAAUGAACUACUCUUUAACAGGCAAGAAAAGAUAAAGCUAGAUAUCUAUUCCCAGUUGAAAAUUCCGACUUUCACGCGAGCUGUCGCGAGGGAGAGAUGCCGCGUUCCGAUUGGAGCAGCGAGUCGUCUUUCCGGGUUUUCGACGUGCGCCUUCAUAUCGUUCUUAUCUCUACUGCCACAAAUUCAGACUUCCUCUUUAUCCAAGUAGCUCCGUACCGUGAAGUUCUCCUCGUUCGUCUCUCUCAGUUACGAGAGAAAGAGAGAGAGAGAGAGAGAGAGACGCACGAUAAAGGGCCGAGCCGUGCGGCCCUGAAGAGGACGAUCGUCGAUCGAACGACGCGACUGCAUAUCUCCAUGUCGCGAGCGUAAUCCGCGCGCCAACAGUCGCGACGAGAAAGAGGUUUCUGUAGUUUCAACACACCCGAUAUACGUAAAACGAGCCGAACGAAGUAUACGGACAAGCGGAGAGGCGGGACUGAGUAUUUAUUAAGUGUUCGUCGUGUGAUCGAGCGGAAGCUCGAGUCCUGGGAAGCGGUGGGAGGCACGAACAAUCAGAAUCCUCGUUCCGCGGAUGAAUUCCCGGAGAAGCCGCCGUUCCCCCGUUUCGUGCUAAUUGUUAAAUCGCUACGAGAAGGGUUUAUCGUUUUUCCGUUCAAUUCUCGUAGGAGGCACCGAUCGUUACUGAGCUACGAAAUCGAUUAUUUAUUUCUUUCUUUUUGUUAAUUAUUUAUUAUUGCGUAAGGUGUCGAUAUCAAAAGGUUGUCAGGAAGUCCUCGUUGGGGUGUGUUCGGAAAUUUUACUCAACGGGUGGGAGUAGCGUUCGUUAAUCCGAAUUAUGAUGAAGAAACCUUUGCUCUUUCUAUCUUGAGUGAUCGAUUAAAUGCCUACUCUGCCGUCGAAUAGGAUUUCUAAAUUCACCCCUUGGAUAUCCGAAAGAAUACCGAAUCGAUGUUGCUCGUCUGAUUCGCAAAAGUUUUAUCGGUCCUUCGAAAUUACUUAAUAAUUAAUCAUAAUUUUUAUUUUACUCGGCGAACACGACGAACCUUUUGCACCAACCUAAGAAUAAUCUUGGCCUCAAUUAAUCAAUUAAUCAAAAGAUCGGUAUAUUCUCGUCGUGUUACGGGACAAAUAUUUUAACGGCUUAACCGCGUGUAUUGAUAAAACGCUAAAUACCCGACUAUCUUCCGUUUGUAUUUUGGUAUCAGCGUUGACUGUCUGGAUUUUAAAUGGAUAGAUGCUUGGAUCUUCGCUCCAUCAAUUCGAUUAAUUAGCGUAUCUCAGUGUUUGAUUGCGCGAUUUAAAUUUUGCGAUGAGCUCAAUCGAGCCGUAAUAACAGGGUUCUCUCAAUGUGAGAGUAAGAGAGCCGAUGAUUAUUAUCAAGCACCCGCGAGUCACGGGACACGGGAUUACGGCGGUUCCGCGGAUCCACGAACGAGGAUUCAACUUGGCUCACGUUUUACGCGAGAUUAUUAAUGGAAGAAAAGGAAGGAGAAAAAAAUGUGGCGACACUCGGUCUCGUUCGACGACGAGUGCGCGGUUCCUCCGCCGCGGGGGGACAACGCGAAUUAAACGGAAGUAACGAUCACAACGGACAACGAGGGCUCGAGAGAGAGAAAGAGAGAGAGAGAGAGAGAGAGAGAGAGAGAGAGAGAAAGAAAGAGAGAGAGGGGGGAAGAGAGAGAGAGAGAGAGAGACUUUUCAAGGGAGGCGCACUCGAAGUCAUCGCGAGACCGAGUCGUGAUGCACCGUAAUGUUAAUUUGCGUUAUAAUUAAUAGCGAGACGAGUGGGGAAGAGACGCGCGCGCAAAGGGAUAUUCGUUACGAUUUAAGAUGUACAUAAGGAGAGUGGCGUGCGAUAUGAGGACGCGCGGGUGGCGCUUCGGCGUGCGAGAUUACGUUCGGCUUCCGAAGGGGGCGCGAAGACGAGCGAGAAACUCGUGGAACGGUUCGCAGAAAGAGAGAGAGAGAGAGAGAGAGAGAGAGCAUAUACUCCCGGUAAAAGGGACUGAGCUUGCUUUCUCCUCGACGCCACAUUGUGCUGGACAAUCGAUUCCGCUUGUGUUGAGCAUCGUGUACGAGCCGUCGAACGAGAUAAUCGGUGCGAGUCAAGCUAAUGAGAGACAGAGACAGAGAUACAGCGAUGGUUCCUUGCGAUUGGUGUAGCCCGCAAAACUCCAGAUUCGUCUGGCGGAUGACUGUAGUUAUGCAAAGAGGAUCCAACACAGAAAAUUGUGUCACCAUAUGGGCGCCUAAAAUUAAUGAAAAAAAUCGUUUUUAUCCUCUACUAGUGCCAUUGUUUACUAGUUACGUCUGAUUUACUGAUUUUUAAAGAUUAAGCUUAUCGAUGAACGUCCCAGAGCCCUUAAAGAGGAGAUAGGCCAUAUUUGACUUCUCGGAGAACUUCAGCGUUGUUCGUACGUGUUAGAUCGUGUAUUAAAUUUUCACCUAUAUUUUUCUCGAAACGUACUCCAUGUUAAUUGAAAUCCUUCUUUCGUAACUAUGGCUAGUUAUCCCUUUUAAUUCAACGAAUAAUCCUGACCGAAUCGGGCUCGACUACUUUAUCAUAUUGUUUUUCUUUUUUUAAUUUGCUGAGAACAAGCGUGCGGGAUGAAUCUUCUGAUUGUUAUAGAACAAUAUUACGGUGUCGUGAUAAGGUUUCUUUUUUACGUCGGCUCUUUGUUUCGCGCGAAUGCGAUUUGCAUCAUUGUGCCGUCCGACGGCUCGCGUUAUCCCGCCACUCUGCCGUAUUGUUCGCGUAGCAUUUAUUAACUCGGAGGGAACAGUGUCAAAGUGAUGUGAGGGAACGGCGGUCGGAGGUGGGCUCCUGUGAUAAAAUCAAAUAAAUCGAGCAUUAUAUGACCGCGCUCUCCACGCACCCGUGCUUUCCUUCGACUCACCGUGGAAGGGCGAAAGGCGCGCGCAGGCGCAGACGGACAUUAAAAAAAAGAUCUAGUGAAAUAUUAAAAUAUAUUGUAAUAUUAUAUAUAUAAUUAUUAUAAUAUUAUAU